Molecule: messenger RNA, 1269 nt
Organism: Serendipita indica DSM 11827
Lineage: Eukaryota; Fungi; Basidiomycota; Agaricomycetes; Sebacinales; Serendipitaceae
Source: the annotation of a GenBank genome assembly
AUGCAGAACAGUGCACUUCCAGCGAGCAUGGACACAGACGCCCUUUCUGCCGUCCCCGUCUGCAACUGUCAUCGUCGCAGAAAUUCGCUCCCGGGUCCGGGCAAGCAUAACACAGUCCACUUUUCGGCUCCUGGACACAUUGGAGGUACUCCCGACGAGUCUGGGGCUCAAGCAGCUGGCCCAGAGCAGUUGGACACAAACGCCGCCAACGACGAGGGCGCGCCUGCUCCAUCGCAGAUGCCACCAGACAUUCCAGUCCAAUACAUCGUGGAUCAGCUGCAUCGUUUAGGACCGUUUUAUUGGCAUAAACCAGAAACGACAGAUUGCACGAUUCAGGUCCCAAUCGACCAGCGCCGCCUCUCGCGAGCCCCUAAUUUCGACUUUCCUGGUGGUCUAAAUACUGGUGUCCUCAAUGCUAAUCUCGACGUCCGUCGUGGAUCCGCGCCCGUGAGCAGUCAGACAAACCCAACCCCUCGCUCGUUUACUACACUCAAACUGCACCAAUUCUACUUGACCUCUCAGUCGAGCCUCCUCCGAGCCCUCUUCAGCGGCUCGUCGGCCAUUGGACUCGUAUCAGCCCAGUCCUCAUCUGCUGCUGGACAUCGUACUAUCAAUGUUCAAGGGAUCGGGCGACGCGAUUCGACACCAUCACUCGCCCGCAUCCCGAGGCUUCUCCCAUCAUCGGCCCACCAUCCAACCCUCUAUCUUCCCUUGCCAGACCCUGCCUCAUUUCCGCACAUUGUUCACUACCUCUACUUUGGCUCGCCCGCCUUCAUCGAAGAGGCGCUUAGUCUUGGGCGCAUCCGCUGGGACGGUGUCGUUCGCAACGUCGAGUACUUGGGACUGUUUGAAGAGGAGGCUGGCACUGGUAUCAGAAGGUGGCUGAUGCAAUGGCGCGAACGUCAGCGUAGAGCGAGCCUGGCUGCCAUGGGAUAUCACACCUCGCAUCAUGUCUCGCGAGGGAGCGGUGCGGUGCAAAGUGGUGCAUCUUUCGAUCCAAUCCUUAUCGAGGAGAGCUCAGAAGGUAGCACGACGAGUGAUAGUAAGUCCGAUUCCGAUUCGGACGAGUAUAUGGAUGAAGAUGAAGAUUAUGAAGGAACCAGUGGAAGUGAUGAGCAUUGGAGUGAAGACUGGGAUCCAAUGGUCAUGGCAAUCGCUGGUAUGAAAAUGGCGGACCCCUUUGCGCUGGACCCACAGGGCUACGCUCAGCAACGGCAAAACGCUGCUCGUCCGGUGCACAUGGAGAGCGUCGACCCUCUCCAUGGCUGA